AUGGUGGACAAGCUCUCUUCGUCGCUUGACAGUGUCGGUCUCCGAAAUGAGCGCCAGCGUGCGGGCUCCCAUAUUGACUUCAAGUCGGCCACGUCGGCUGUGGCCAGCAAGGCCAUGCGCAACGAGCUCAACGCGUUGAUCGAGGGCAUCGAGGACCCUAACGCGAAGCGCGCCUUUGAGGCCGAGAUGUCGUCGUUCUACCACCUGUUCAACCGCUUUUUGGCUGAGAAGGCCAAGGGCGUCAAGCUUGACUGGGACAAGAUUCAGCCGCCGGCGGCUGAACAGGUGACGCCGUACGCGUCGCUGCCGCAGGCGUCAGACCCCUCUGUGCUGAGCAAGCUCGCGGUGCUGAAGCUCAACGGUGGACUUGGCACGACGAUGGGCUGCACGGGCCCCAAGAGUAUCAUCGAGGUGCGUGAGGGCAUGACGUUCUUGGACAUGUCUGUGCGUCAGAUCGAGCACUUGAACGGCACGUACAACGUCAAUGUGCCCUUCAUUCUCAUGAACUCGUUCAACACGGACGACGACACCGCUCGCGUGAUCCAGAAGUACGCGAACCACAACGUUGAGAUCAUGACGUUCAACCAGUCGCGCUAUCCGCGCAUCAACCGUGACACUCUCCUGCCGUGCCCUCGCAGCGCGACGUCGAACAAGAACCUGUGGUACCCACCUGGCCAUGGUGACCUGUUUGAUGCGAUGCACAACUCGGGCCUGCUCGACAGCCUGCUGGCGAUGGGCAAGGAGUAUGUGUUUGUGUCCAACGUGGACAAUCUUGGUGCGGUCGUCGACCUGAACAUUUACCAGCACAUGAUCGACACGCAGGCGGAGUUCAUUUCCGAGGUCACGGACAAGACCAAGGCGGAUGUCAAGGGCGGUACGCUGAUUGACUACGAAGGCACGAUCCGCCUGUUGGAAAUUGCGCAGGUGCCGGAUGAGCACGUCGAGGACUUCAAGUCGAUUAAGAAGUUCAAGAUCUUCAACACCAACAACCUGUGGCUGAACCUCCGUGCGAUCAAGCGCGUUGUGGAGAACGACGAGCUCGAUCUCGAAAUCAUCACGAACAACAAGUCGCUGGACAAUGGCGAGCCUGUCAUCCAGCUGGAGACGGCGGUCGGCGCGGCGAUCAAGCAUUUCCGUGGUGCCAAGGGUGUGAAUGUCCCGCGCUCGCGCUUUUUGCCUGUCAAGAGCUGCUCGGACCUGCUGCUGAUUACGAGCGACUUGUAUAGCCUCGAGCACGGCAAACUCGUGAUGAACCCGCAGCGCCAAUUUAGCCAGACGCCGGUGGUCAAGCUGGGCGACACGUUCAAGAAGGUGGCGAACUACCAAAAGCGCUUCAAGAGCAUUCCGAAGAUGAUGGAGCUCGAUCACCUGACGGUCAUGGGCGACGUGUCGUUUGGCCGCAAUGUGGUGCUGAAGGGCACCGUGAUUAUCGUCGCGAACGAGGGCAACCACAUCGCGAUCCCUGACGGCUCCGUGCUAGAGAACAAGCUCGUGACGGGCAACCUCUCCAUCAUUGACCACUAA
Messenger RNA from Malassezia restricta, 1524 nucleotides. Its product is annotated as UTP--glucose-1-phosphate uridylyltransferase. Gene Ontology annotation, molecular function: UTP:glucose-1-phosphate uridylyltransferase activity. Lineage: Eukaryota; Fungi; Basidiomycota; Malasseziomycetes; Malasseziales; Malasseziaceae. The transcript is spliced from 2 exons. The coding region runs from base 1 to 1524 and encodes 507 amino acids. The record is from RefSeq and is a predicted model, not a curated record. Gene Ontology annotation, biological process: glycogen metabolic process; UDP-alpha-D-glucose metabolic process. Gene Ontology annotation, cellular component: cytoplasm.